AUGCUCCAAGAAUGCCACUGCACAGGCAACGUUAUAGGGAAAAAUUCCACGCUACAUAUCACCAAGAAACCAUCAAUCGACACUACAAACAUUGUGGUGGACAACGACACUGCUAAUCCAGAUGUUCUUCGUUACCUAUACGCUGACAAUACCGUGACGUGUGCGAUCAUGAAAUUGCGCUACUUUGUCUAUCAAUGCCUCCUUUGGGUUCGAAACACCACGAAGAACACUGUGUCGGAGAGAUGUUUAAAGAAGCACGCCACUCUGUGUGGAGAUGGUGUUCCCUUGUAUGACAAAGAUACCUGCAGGGAUUAGUAAACAUCAGCGCAAAACGUAAAAAAAAACUUGUAGUGCGAAUAAAACAAAGAAACUAAGAGUUUAUGUCAG
Messenger RNA from Rhipicephalus microplus (southern cattle tick), 387 nucleotides. RefSeq lists its product as uncharacterized. Lineage: Eukaryota; Metazoa; Arthropoda; Arachnida; Ixodida; Ixodidae. The record is from RefSeq and is a predicted model, not a curated record.